Molecule: messenger RNA, 812 nt
Organism: Pyricularia grisea
Lineage: Eukaryota; Fungi; Ascomycota; Sordariomycetes; Magnaporthales; Pyriculariaceae
Exons: 2
Coding region: 107-706 (199 amino acids)
Biological process (GO): ribosomal large subunit biogenesis; intracellular mRNA localization
Cellular component (GO): preribosome, large subunit precursor; nucleolus
Molecular function (GO): mRNA binding
Source: RefSeq, a predicted model, not a curated record
UAAACGGGCAACGAUUCUGUACUGGGAAAAUCGCGUCCAGAAUCAUAUCCACCAACCUUCAAUACAUACUCCCCCCUCCCAAUAAACCAAGCAAAAGAAGAUCAAAAUGGGCAUCUCACGCACAAAGACGAUAAAAAACAAACACUCGGCCAAGGUGGCCAACCUCCGGAACAACAAGUCAUCGUCCUCGCAGGCCGAUGGAGGCAAUUUCGUUAGGACAAAGAAGUCGGGCACGGGGAGCAACAAGCCGCCUCUGACUUCGCAGGCCAAGGGUCGCCCGUCGAUUGCGGACUUGCUCAAGAAGAAAAAGAAGAGAGUGUACACGGAAAAGGAGCUCGGCGUGCCAAAGCUCAACAUGAUCACUCCGGUCGGCGUCGAGAAGCCCAAGGGCAAGAAGAAGGGCAAGGUUUUUGUCGACGACCCUGAGAGCAUAAAUACUAUCCUUGCGAUAGUCCAGGCAGAGAAGGAGGGUCAGAUCGAGUCCAAGAUCAUGAAGGCUAGGCAGAUGGAGGAGAUUCGUGAGGCCAGGCGCGUAGAGGCCGAAAAGAAAGAGGCAGAACGCCAGGCGAAGCUCGAAGAUACUAAGAACUCGCUACGAAAGAAGAGAUCGAGGAGUAGCAAGACGGAUGAUGAUGGAGUGAGCGACCUGGCCGCCACAGGGUCCAAAGCAACCAAGGCAAAGAAGAAGAAGGUUUCCUUUGCCUGAUAUUUUGUGUGUUCUUUCUUUUUCGAUACCAUUGCAAGGCGUUAUGGGGAUUCGGGCUAUGUUGAGUCACAUUAUCAAAAUCAAGGGAAACAUUUGAACUCGGGAA